UUCAUUUUUCGUCUAUAAAACGUGAAGGAGCAAAGCUCUACUCAGCCGACAGCCUCUCUCUCUAGCGUUCAUUGAAGCUCCGGCAAAGCAGAGUAGUUGUGUUGAGUCCGUUUCGCCUACUUCGAGUUAAGGGCUAGUAUCUAGAACAAAUUGUGAGCAACACUGCCAUGGCCUUUGAGCAAUACUUUGCCAAGGAAUGGAAAUCCAUUUCAGUCGCAGCAGGAGAUUCCGAGAAGAUAUCUGGUUGCUUUGAUUGCAAUAUCUGCUUAGACUUUGCACGUGAUCCUGUGGUUACCCUCUGUGGCCACCUCUACUGUUGGCCCUGCAUCUACAAGUGGUUCCAUGUCCAAAGUGCCUCGCUUGCUUCAGAUGAACCUCCACGAUGCCCAGUUUGCAAAGCUGGUAUAUCCCACACAACCGUGGUCCCUCUUUAUGGCCGGGGCCAAGCACCAUCCGAGGCCGAGCCUGAAGGCAAGGCUUCCUCUCUAAGCAUGAUCAUACCUCCUAGGCCGCCAGCUUGUGGUACACAAGACCUGAUUAAUCCAUCAAAUCAUGGUCAGCAACUUCCUUACCGAAAUCCCUAUCAGAAUCCACAACAUUUCACUCAUUCAUUCGGAAAUUAUCAAGAAGAUUCUUCCCCUCCAUUGUUUAACCAUGGGGGCAGUACAGCAUCGGAUGUUUUCCCUCCGCUGGUCGGGAUGUAUGGGGAGAUGGUUUAUGCUAGGGUAUUUGGUAAUUCAGAGAGCUUAUAUACUUAUCCUAACUCAUACCAUUUGGUAGGAAGUACCAGCCCAAGGUUGAGAAGGCUAGAGUUUCAGGCUGACAAGUCUCUAAACAGGAUUACAAUCUUCUUCUUCUGCUGCUUUCUUCUUUGCCUUUUCCUCUUUUGAUUUUGGUUUGGGCUCUCGCCCUUUUUUGUACACUCUGUAAAAAGUAAUGAAACAUAAAGCUUCCGAGCAUGGAUUUGUAUGAGCUGAGAUGUAAAAGAUAUGAGAUGACAAAUUUUGCCCUAGUUUAUGAGCUAGAUCAAUGGUUCUUUGAAUUUUGUAUGGAACUUUCUUUUUGGUAAUAUUCUUGGGUAACAUACAAUACCCCCAAAUACAUUAGAGGGUGUGUUGAUAACUCCAUGGAAGGCUAUAUUUUUUUUUUUGUUCAACAAUCAUCCGAG
Ilex paraguariensis (yerba mate) is the source of this 1168-nucleotide messenger RNA. The record is from the annotation of a GenBank genome assembly. NCBI's taxonomy places the organism in Eukaryota, Viridiplantae, Streptophyta, Magnoliopsida, Aquifoliales, Aquifoliaceae.